AUGUCGUUGGUCCUCUGGAUGCGGAGGACUACCGCAGUAAGCUGGGAGGGACUGUUUUGCCCGACCUGGCCUGUCCUGAAAAGUGUCGAUGCGAGGGACCCGGUUGACUGUUUCAACCAGAAGCUGGCCAAGAUACCUGAGCAGGCAUCCCUCAAUACACACAGGAUCUGUGAGUUAGGAAUGCCUGAGCACAUCGCUCAGUACACACAGGAACUUCGUCUGAACAACAAUGAGUUUUCAGUGCUGGAGGCGACCGGAUUCUUUAAGAGGCUGCCUCAGCUCAAGAAGAUUAACCUCAGUAACAACCGUAUCAGUGACAUAGAGGAGGGGACAUUUGAAGGAGCGACAGGAGUCAAUGAGUUGAUUCUGACUUCUAACAGACUGGAGAACAUCCAGCAGGGCAUGUUACAGGGUCUCAACGGACUACGCACACUUAUGUUGAGGAGUAACCGUAUUAGGUGUGUCAGUAACAGCAGCUUUGUGGGUCUGAGUUCUGUCAGACUGCUGUCACUCUACGACAACUUGAUCACCUCUAUGACCCCGGGAGCCUUCGACACACUACACGCGCUGUCCACACUGAACCUGCUGGCCAAUCCCUUCAACUGUAACUGCCACUUGGCAUGGCUUGGUGAUUGGCUGAGGAGGAAGCGUAUCGUCACGGGCAACCCCCGCUGUCAGAACCCUUACUUCCUGAAAGAGAUCCCUAUACAGGAUGUAGCCGCACAGGACUUCACCUGCGACGACG
Molecule: messenger RNA, 745 nt
Organism: Oncorhynchus gorbuscha (pink salmon)
Lineage: Eukaryota; Metazoa; Chordata; Actinopteri; Salmoniformes; Salmonidae
Product: slit homolog 2 protein-like
Exons: 5
Cellular component (GO): plasma membrane
Molecular function (GO): protein binding
Source: RefSeq, a predicted model, not a curated record